UGUGUUUUGAUGGUUUGGUUUUUUUGGGUCGUUGGUUUGUCCAUUAUCCUUAAUUAAAAUCGUGAAAAUUAAUAAUAAGUAAAUUGUGCGGCCAGCAAAAACAAGGAGCGUCAAGCUAAUCGACACGGAAAACAGCAGCUCCAAAUAUAUAUAUAUUAUUUAAGCGCGUAAUUACCAAUUGUUAUCGUUGUUGUGGUUGUUGCUGUUGCCGUGUUGAGUAGGAGCAGUGGAGUGGGAGCAAAGGUAGCCGGCGUUUAAAGUGUAUAUUUGUAUUUACUUUGGCUGCGCCGAGCCGCCCUUCCCCUCACCAACCCCUCUCUUUCAAUGUCGUCCACCGAGGUGAAAUUGUCGCGUCUUCUGGGACUAGCGCAAAAAUUUAAUAAUUUCUAUUUGACAGGCUUUCAUAAGGGCGACAUACGUCCAUUCUUGGUUGAGGGACAGCAAGUUGGCCUCAUUAAAUCGGAUGUGUUCAAGCAGCUGCUCAAGUAUCCGGAAGUGUUUUGCAUACGUGACUGUGAAUAUACCAAGCAGGGGCUUGUGGAGCUGAAUCCGGCAUUUCGUGAUUACAAUGAGCGCACCGCACAAUUGGAGAAAGUAUUACGUGAUCUUCGCAGCGAUGGUCUGUUCUCGGCUCUGCAGGGCUGGCGGGAUGAGUGCUUUGAGGUGAAGUCCGAGCACAAGGCAUUGCUGAAGAUGGAACGGGCGGCGACACCACUGUUCGGGGUGCGCAAAUAUGGCGUCGAUAUCAAUGGGUAUGUGAGGCAUCCGAAGCAUGGCUUGUGCAUUUGGCUGCAGCAGCGAUCCAACACCAAAGAGACGUGGCCGGGCAAAUGGGAUAAUAUGGUUGGUGGUGGCCUAUCCGUUGGAUAUGGCAUCAUGGAGACGGCCAUUAAGGAGGCCGGCGAGGAGGCAUCCAUUCCAUGUGAUCUCGUCAAGAAUUUGGUUUCAGCCGGCUGUGUCUCGUUCUUUUUUGAGAGCGACCAGGGUCUAUUCCCCAAUACUGAAUAUGUCUUUGAUUUGGAGCUGCCAGUCGACUUUGUGCCACACAAUGCCGAUGGCGAGGUGCAAGCCUUCGAACUGCUGCCAGCCAAUGAGUGUAUGGAGCGUGUGUUCACGCCCGACUUCAAGACGACCUCAGCGCCAGUGGUUAUUGAUUUCUUGAUACGACACGGUUACAUCACAGCCGAGAAUGAGCUAAACUUCACGCAGAUUGUGGAAUUGUUGCAUGUGCCGUUGCAGUCGUUGUACACGUACAAAACUCGCCUGGAGCAGAAGCUACAGCAGCAUCAAGCGACACUGCCCAAUGAUGAUAGCAAUUGCAAUUGUGCCAGCUUGCCAAAGAGACCGCUGGAGAACGGGCACAACAACAAGAAGGAGUCGACUUAGGAGUCAAAUCACCAAUAACCAACAUGGACAACGAAAUUACGGAAGAAGAGUAUCAUGUGGCAUCAAAAUCGACAACAACCAUUGCAUUGAGAAGCUUCGGACUAGUUUGAGAGACUGCUUUUGUAGUGGGAUUUGUGAAAUCCAGAAAAACAACAGCCAAUAAUAUAUAUACAAAUACAUAAUAAUAAUAAUAAUAAUAUAAAAUGCAAAAAAGAAUAAGAAGAAAGUAUAAGCUGAAAAAAAACCAAUCAACCAACCAAACGAAACGAGAAAAGUAUAACCUAUUAAACUAAAUUAUUAAUUAAUAUAAAUGCAAAGAAGUAAAAGGAACACUUAAUGUUAAAUUUUAUGUUUUAUCGAUGUGUGCAAGUCAAGCAAAAGUGUAUGUGCUGUUUAUACAUUUAUAUUGGUAUACACAUGCUUAUAUGCGUUACAUAUAUAUAUUUAUAAAAAUUAUUUACAAUAUUUAUUAUAUAUACGUAGCACAUGCAUCAUAAGCAUAAGCUAAAUAUACAUACUUUAUAUAUACACAUAUACGUACAACAACCUACUAUGUAUUUGACGAAAAUGCCCGCAUCUAACUUUAGUAGUUUUGUGCUUUGAUAUUCCAAUCAUGUAAUAAUUGCAAACGACAAACGACGCCACAUUCUUAGAAUUUUUGUGAAAAAUUAUAAGCUAUAUAGAAAACAAACGGACAAGUUAUAUAAACAUAUAUAUAUAUAUAUGCCUAUAUAACACCAUUUAUAUACGAUAGUUAAAAUAUAAAUUAUUUGUAACGAGAUAUUAAAAUGACAUUUACUAUUACAUAUGUGUGUGUGUACCAAAGUGCUCAAACUUAAGCAAAAAUGUAAUAUUAAUUAGUUUUCUGUUGAAUUUGUAAAACUUUUUUAACUUAAUAAAAUGAAAUACUU
Drosophila grimshawi is the source of this 2297-nucleotide messenger RNA. RefSeq lists its product as uncharacterized. The record is from RefSeq and is a predicted model, not a curated record. NCBI's taxonomy places the organism in Eukaryota, Metazoa, Arthropoda, Insecta, Diptera, Drosophilidae. The transcript has 4 exons. The coding region runs from base 325 to 1386 and encodes 353 amino acids. Gene Ontology annotation, molecular function: 8-oxo-dGDP phosphatase activity.